This is a messenger RNA of Nematostella vectensis (starlet sea anemone), 1761 nucleotides long. RefSeq names its product sushi, von Willebrand factor type A, EGF and pentraxin domain-containing protein 1-like. The record is from RefSeq and is a predicted model, not a curated record. NCBI's taxonomy places the organism in Eukaryota, Metazoa, Cnidaria, Anthozoa, Actiniaria, Edwardsiidae. The coding region runs from base 208 to 1485 and encodes 425 amino acids. The transcript is spliced from 9 exons. Gene Ontology annotation, molecular function: calcium ion binding.
CCUCGUCUAUUUGCUCAUUCGCAGUUAACGUUAGAUGUAGCAGUCUGAGGCGAAAAGGAGCAGAAAAUAUCGUUGAAACAUAAGAUUCUAUUGCUUUACAAGGGAAUCUCAAUUCUCGAAGUUAUUUUCGCUGAACGUUAGAUUUAGCAGUCUGAGGCGAAAAGGAGCAGAAAAGAUCGUUGAAACAUAAGCAUGGUUUUCAAGUGAAUGUCGAUUCUCGAAGUUCUUUUCUGCAAAAUGAAGGUCAGAAGCCUGGUGUUUUACUUCAACUGUCUUGUUGCCGUAGCAGCAUCAAGCCACGAAUCCUACUGUCCAGCGUCCAUCCAUUCAGCAGGCGCGCGCAUAACUCAAGUUGACCUUGCCCUACAGAGCAAGCAUGUGAAAAAGCGUCUUCAGGGCCAAAGUCAGAUGUCAUGUAGUCAGCGGUGUCUGCAGCAAGACUGGUGUAUAUCGGUGAACUACGAAGUGUCUCGACCGGAAGGAGGGGCCUGCGAAUUGAACACAUACGGAGUCGAGAUGUUGGCCGACGCAAAUCCCAAAAACCCAGAGUUUAAAAGGAAAAAAGGAUGGAUAUACUCACAGUUAAGAUCCGCUCAGUUCACACUAAGCUUACAAGCCUGUAAAGAUGGUUCGUUUACUUGUUCAAAUGGAGGCACAUGUGAGAUUGACUGCAAAACUCUCGUCCCAAGAUGUCUUUGUCCGGAAGGCUUUUCUGGAGACAAGUGUGAAAAUCAUGAUAAUGAAUGUCAGAGCAGUCCAUGCAAGAACAGUGGGACGUGCAAGGACGAAGACAACGGGUACACGUGCGCAUGUGUACCUGGGUUUACAGGCAAAAACUGCGAGACAGUGACAUCUGGUGUUGGAUGCGUAUUGCACUUCACAACCAAAAGUACAUCCAACUAUAUCCAACUCGACCAGCCGUUUGGUUGGUUUGCUAUUUUUUCAGUAUCAGUGUGGCUGAAAAUGGAUGCAGAUGACGAUAUUGACCCCGCUGUGAUACUCUCUUACGCAACGGCCUCGAACGUGGAAGCACUAUCAAUCGGUAUUAAGAAGGAUGGUGUCGCGGAGAUCAAGUUUGCUGGAGCAGGAGCGUCACUCGCAUCGGGCUUUACCCGUGACAACACUUGGCAGCAUCUAGUGUUUUAUUAUAGAGAUGGCAAGUUCCAAGUUUACAAGAAUAAUGUCUUACAAGAGGAGAAAGUAGUUUCAGGUAUCUCUUCCUUACGCCCGGAUGGUAGUAUCUUAGUGAUUGGCCAACAUCAGGGAUCUGUAGGGGGAAACUUUGACUCUUCGAAGCUGUUCUACGGCUACAUGGCGAACCUAAAUAUCUGGGCAAAUGCACUAGGUGAUUGGCAUAGGGGCGAAGUGUACCAGCAAGGGUGUACAGGCUCAGUUGACGGCAACCCAUCCUUGUCAUGGGGGACAAUUACCGGUAAAACGCUAUUGGGCAACAUACAACCACAAUGCGCACUAACAUGCCCUUAAACGUCAAAACGGUUUGAUUGACAAUGCACUGUUCUCAAUACGAGAAAUGGGCGUUCAGGAUUUCCUCCUCUAGGAACCAAACAUUUGAUUAUCUGACGUCAAAUGACGAAAGACAGCUUGCCUAAGGCAAGUCCCUUUUAAAGUGCGAGUUCGUGUUUAAAGUUAUGCCUAGUGCACACCAGUGACAUAACAACAUAGGCGCGCGCACUCUUUUAAGCCCGACAUAACGAAAAAACAAGUUUUUUUUUAUGUCGUUAUUUUCAUGUCGUUAUGUUG